CAUAUCGCUUAUUUCGUGUCAUGCUGCACCAACUGAGAUGAACGCGAAUGCGAACUGACCUUUUUCAAGUCGCCCCUCCUCCUCCUCCUCUCCCAAAAUCUCCCCCGUCUCUGUAAAACAGGAUGCUGCUACUUCGUUUGCGGUGCCAACAGCUGAGGUCUGCUUCCUGAGUUUCACUCCAGCCUAUGAGAGUUGCAGGAAAAGAAAGGAAGUGUGUGUUUGUGCGAAGGCAAGGGACAGUGUGUAAUGUACAUUUGUGAGAGAGAGCAAAAGAAAAAAGAGAGAGAGACUAUGGAAUGCUGUGAUGUCACCAGCUAAGUCAUACACAAAGGCAAGAAGGAAACACAGACUCUCACUCUCUCCCUCACACUAAAGUCUGUCGUGGAGCGUCCGCACCCAGCUCGUGUCCAGUUGAUGGGUUCUGAUCAGUGAUGAGAGCGUGUGUGUGGUGAACGGAUCAAGCUGGGCUUCAUCGUCUUUACCACCGUCAUCCUCGUUCUGAAGGGCUGUUGCUGAAUCUCAGGAUCUAUUCUGGUGCACCACACACACGGCCAUGCUGCAGCAGAUCUUAAAUGAUAUGUACAUCGACCCGGAUGUGCUGGAUGCUCUGAACGACGAGCAGAAGAAGACGCUCUUCCUGAAGAUGCGCGAGGAGCAGGUGCGACGCUGGAAAGAGUGUGAGGAGAAGCUGGAGAGGGAACCACUCAAACCCAAACCAAAGACAGCUCAUAGCAAGAGUGUCAGCUGGCUGCUGGGACGAGAUGGAGACGUACAGGUCAUUGUCAUCGAAGAGAUGGAUGAACUCAAGUCCUCCAAGAUCAUCUAUUCAGGUUUUGGAGAGAGAAAAACGGCCAGCGUCCUCAACAAUUCACACAACCAGCCCGGCACUUUGAAGAGCAACUUGACAAACCGAACAUCAGCAGAACCUGUGCGAUCAGGACGAGAAAACCUGCCUCCUAAAGCACAUUCAGGAGUUCAGCUGAACUUUAAGGACAACAGUGACAAAGAGUUAAGGACUCUGCCGCCCCCACAGAUGCCAGUAAAUGAAGAAAAGCCAUCAGCACCUUUAGAUAAUGUAUCCCAUCAGCCUCAGGAGUCCAGAGAGGAGGCUGAGUCAGGACACUCAAAGGAUGACUCAGCACUAUUGUCCUCAAUUUGCUAUCGGGCCCAUCCGAGAUCUUGCCUCCAGACACCCUCGGCUCUCAGCAGACCUGUCUAUACAGACACUGAGGACACGGCGACCAAUCAGCUGUCUGACGCCUCCAGACUCCAUCCCCAAGACACCCCCAAACCUCAGAUCAACAGAGGUGAUUUCCGAGUGGUUGCCGCCUCUAAACGGGCGUUUUCUGUGGAUGUGGGGUCCGAGGUAGCUGUGGAGAAGUGUUCGGGACGAGGACGUGUUGCUCAGCUCAUGAAAACUUUCAGUGUGUCCAGUGAGUCUCCGGCCUGCCAAACGCCACCCCGUGCCAACAAACCUCCAAUCCCAGAAAAGCCUAACCACUUGAGACUCCGCCCCGCACCCUCUCUCAGGUAAUCAACAAAGGACCAACCCCUGCGGCGCAAUCAGGACAGCUAGCCAGGGGGAUGCGGUCAUCGGCUACAUUUGAAGGGUGUGGUGCUUGGUCUCUCUCAGGAAUUUGAGUAUUUUAGCUACCAAAUUAAUGAAAGGUAAUUAUUUUUUUCAGUAUUGCUGCAUGUUUUGUUAUUUGUGACAUGGUAUGAGGGAUUUGUAAAAAAAUAUCAGCAGGAAUGAAACGCCAGAUCUAUCACUUAAACAUUCGGCAAUAUUGUUGACCUGGCUGUAUCUCUAAACUGCACUCAGAUGCAUAUUUACAAGUGCCUUUCUGUUUUAAAGGGUCACAUGAAAUCUGUAUAAGAUUGAGAUAACUCCAAAAAAAAAAAAAAAAUCGUGCCUAACCAAAUUGAAUCAGUCCGCAAAACAUGAAGGCCGGAGUGUGUGUUAAGGCCGUCAUGUUUUAGUGGGGAAACGGUCAAACCCGUUUUUUUUUUUUUUUUUUUUUUUUGGCCAAUGCAAUAUCAGAGUGCAGGGUGGCUUAUAUAAUGCCCAUGUUUAUUGUAAUUUACUACUUAAUUCUAGCAAUUAAGAUGUACAUAAAGUUGCUGAAUUAAAAUGAAUUAUUCAAUAUUUACUCAAGUCAUUAAAAAUACUAGGAAAUUCACUGACAAAGCUACAUUUUGGAACUGAAACUACUCUAGACAGUGCCAAAUAUUGGCUAAUUAAUCAGCCUGGCUGAUAUUGGUCUAUCAAUUCUCUGUUGCUGGUUUCAUGUUUGUUUUUUUAUGUAUAUAUAUCCUAGCCAGACCUUUACUUGAAGGUUGUUGGUCUUAUGUUUAAGUUUUCAAUCUUUGGCAAUCAGGUUAGUAGGGCAGUGGUCACCUUCAUGUAAAUUGUUUUCUCACAUUCACAUUUGCUUGCACUUACUGUUGUUGUUGUUUUUUUUUACGUGUUGUGAUCUGGAAGAGUUUAUAUAAUUACUCUAAGUCUUGAAUGACCUGUCCACACAUACAGGAUAAGUGUGGGAUAUUGCCUCUGUAAUAAAAUGAUCAAACCCC
Pimephales promelas (fathead minnow) is the source of this 2574-nucleotide messenger RNA. RefSeq lists its product as uncharacterized. Gene Ontology annotation, cellular component: cytoplasm. Lineage: Eukaryota; Metazoa; Chordata; Actinopteri; Cypriniformes; Leuciscidae. The record is from RefSeq and is a predicted model, not a curated record.